Messenger RNA from Penaeus chinensis, 1407 nucleotides. RefSeq names its product transcription factor Adf-1-like. Gene Ontology annotation, cellular component: nucleus; transcription regulator complex. Lineage: Eukaryota; Metazoa; Arthropoda; Malacostraca; Decapoda; Penaeidae. The transcript is spliced from 2 exons. Bases 26 to 862 code for a protein of 278 amino acids. The record is from RefSeq and is a predicted model, not a curated record. Gene Ontology annotation, biological process: regulation of transcription by RNA polymerase II. Gene Ontology annotation, molecular function: DNA binding.
CGAGUCUGCCGUGGUGUCUGCAAGUAUGCUGGUGGAAGACCUAAUCAACUUAGUUCGAGAGCGCCCUGCUAUUUAUGAUCCCAGUGACCCCAACCACCGGGAUCGUGAUGUCAUUGCUUCCCUAUGGAAGGAGGUUGCUGCUGCAUUGUCGUGUACAGAACCCGAAUGUAAGGACAAAUGGCGCCACCUAAGAAGCAAUUUUAUGAAGGAAAGAAGAAAGAAUAGUGAAAAACCAUCUGGAUCAGGUAAUACACAGGCAAGGAGGUGGGUGUACUACGAUGCCAUGCAAUUUCUGAUCCCUUAUGUGACGCCACGACCAACAUCUUCAAACGUCCCUCAACCUCCUGAUGAAGACACCUGUCAUGAAACGGAAGAUGCAGAUCAAGAUUCUUCACUUUCUGCUGUCAUCGAAGCAUCAGAAAAUGCAUCUCCUCAAGAGGCUGCCAGUAACGUCGAAACUUGUGAGGAUCGCAGCAAUGGCAAGCCUAUUCUUCCCAAAUCAAAGAAGCCUUGUAUCGCAAAAAAACAUAGCAAGGCCAGUGCAGAUGAGAUGGAUUUGGUUUUCUUAGACGAACUAAAACAACUGAGAGGACAAGCGUCGUCACAAAAUGAUAAUGACGGAGAUCGCCAGUUUUUGUUAAGCCUGCUGCCUAUGAUGAAACAACUGGCGCCAAUUGACAACAUGGACAUAAGAAUUGAAAUAUAUGAAGCGUUUCGUAGGAAGAUGUUCAAGCCCGCACCCUCUGUCCAGUAUGGGUACUGGACUGAACAUAAUCAAUCACAUACACCAACACCGUCACCAGGUACAUCCCAUGCAAGUGACAACUACGUACAGAAUAAUGACCAGUUUUUUAACCUCUGAGAAGUAAUUUAGAUGAUCAUGUUUCACUCACCAUCAGGAAUGCAUUACUGCCAUCAGCUCACUAAUUUACUAUUGCCGUACGUGUAAUGAUUUUUGUAAUGUUCAAUAAAAAUACCUCUUACCUUAAAAAAAUGGCCAUUCUUUCUUCCGUUCCUAUUGCACGCCUGUAGUUAGUGUUGAUUUUCCUAAUGGAAGGUCCAACCAACUCCACCAGCUUCUUGAAGUUUUCAUUUGUCAUCCUAAAAAAGUUGUAAAAUUUUUCUGGAUGGUUUACCAGGUCUGGGAAUAAAUGACUGAAGCUACCGAAAUCUGGCCUCCUGGUGUUCAGAUGAUGCAUCCAGAUUCGAGUUUUAUUUUUACGUCUGCGACGACGAAGCCAGAGCAAUGCAGUUACUACAGCAAGAGAAUAUGCGUCCAUUCUCCCUGAAAUCAAAUGGGUCACUGUGUAGUGACUUGACUCGGGUUGACGCAUUCGGUGUAAACGGAGAUACGUCGAAAUGAAUCGCUUCAAAUGACUUGAUGCGACUCGACUCGACGCGACUCGC